CACAAAAUGUGAAUGCAUUCUUGAACGGUAGGAAAUGGGAUAUAAACUCUUAGGGUAGGAAUAGCUUUACCGUUUACUUUUUGUUUUUUACUUAGUGCCUCUAUGUCACUGCUUACAUCACUCACACAAGCCAGACGAUCAUAUAUAAGCAAACAGCACCCGCCGGGAAACCCAGAAACCGAAGCUAAACGGUCUAAAAAAGCUUGGCAGGCGUCAAUGGCGAAAACGGUCCCGAGGAUGAAGCUGGGCUCGCAAGGCCUUCAAGUGUCGGCCCAGGGCCUGGGCUGUAUGGGCAUGUCCGCCUUCUAUGGCCCACCCAAGCCCGAACCCGACAUGAUUCACCUAAUCCGCCGCGCAGUCGACUCUGGCGUCACCUUCCUCGACACCUCCGACAUUUACGGCCCCCACACCAAUGAAAUUCUCCUUGGAAAGGCUUUGGGAGGUGGGAUGAGAGACAAGGUAGAGCUGGCAACAAAGUUUGGGAUUAGGCUUGUUGAUGGGAAGCAUGAGAUAUGCGGGGAUCCUUCCUAUGUACGAGCUGCAUGUGAGGCGAGCUUGAAGCGGCUUGGCAUCGACUGCAUUGACCUCUACUACCAGCACCGCAUUGAUACCCGGCUCCCCAUUGAAGUCAGCAUGGGAGAGCUCAAAAAGCUAGUUGAAGAAGGGAAAAUAAAGUAUGUGGGUCUGUCCGAGGCCUCGGCCUCGACAAUCAGAAGAGCGCAUGCUGUCCAUCCAAUAACAGCAGUUCAGUUGGAGUGGUCGUUGUGGACAAGAGAUUCGGAGAAGGAAAUAAUUCCUACUUGCAGGGAACUAGGAAUUGGAAUCGUUGCAUAUAGCCCCUUGGGACGAGGGUUUUUAUCCUCGGGUCGCAAACUGGUCGAGAAUUUUUCUGAAGGAGAUCGGAGAAAGGAUAACCCAAGGUUCCAAGCAGAGAAUGCGGAGCACAACAACAACUUGUACGAGAGAAUCCACGAAAUGGCAGUAACGAAGGGAUGCACCCCAUCACAACUGGCAUUAGCCUGGCUGCAUCACCAGGGGAAUGAUGUCUGUCCCAUUCCCGGCACCACUAAGAUCGAAAACCUUGACCAAAACAUUGGGGCUUUGUCUGUCUCUCUGUCCGAAGAGGACAUGAUCGAGCUCGAGUCCAUUGCUUCUGCAGUGAAAGGCGAGAGGCAGUCCCCUGGUGUUUCAACUUGGGAAGAUUCCGAUACUCCGCCUUUGUCAACAUGGAAACCUACGUACAAUCCGAUAUAGAGGCGUGUCUCAUUGGGACACACAAUGGGUUGUUGUGAAGCAUAGAUGUACCAAGAAUAAAGUAAAACAAUGAAUAAGAUGUACUACUAGUAGUGAAGUGAUGCUUCAUGUUUAAUUACAUGUUAGUUUUAUUUCUCAUGUUUUGAUCUUGAAUGAAAGGAGGCAUUGUGCAUGGGUGGAUCACAUUAUUACAAAGUAAAAGGUAACAGUCUUGCUGGAGUUGGAGUUUAUUUUAAAAAAACACAGCAGUUAUGGUAAUCUAUGUACUCAACUCCAAGCAUUAAGUGGUAGGUAGGGGGAUAACUAAUUUCUU
Molecule: messenger RNA, 1567 nt
Organism: Cuscuta campestris
Lineage: Eukaryota; Viridiplantae; Streptophyta; Magnoliopsida; Solanales; Convolvulaceae
Source: the annotation of a GenBank genome assembly